Messenger RNA from Lathyrus sativus (Indian pea), 2688 nucleotides. Lineage: Eukaryota; Viridiplantae; Streptophyta; Magnoliopsida; Fabales; Fabaceae. The record is from the annotation of a GenBank genome assembly.
AUGGCUGAAUCAUUUGUGUUUGAUAUUGCUGAUUCAUUGCUUGGAAAGCUUGCUUCAUAUGUUUGUGAAGAAGCUUCUCGAGCCUAUGGUGUUUACGAAGAUCUUCAAGGAAUCAAAGACACUCUAUCAAUUGUCAAAGGACUUCUACUGGAUGCUGAAGAAAAGAAGAAGCAACAACAUGCCUUGCGUGAAUGGACGAGACAGAUUCAAAACAUUUGUUCUGAUGCUGAAAAUGUAUUCGAUGGAUUUGAGCUGGAACACAAGAAAAAGCAAGUUCUAGAAGCUUCUAGCAGCACUCGGCUGAAGGUAAGCCAUUUCUUAUCUUCCUCUAAUCCCCUUGUUUUCCGUUCAAAGAUGGCACAUCAAAUCAAAGAGAUUAAGGAUAGAUUGGAUAAGGUAGCAACUGAUGGGACUAGAUUUGGUCUUGCAGCAACAAGUGUUGAUCCUGGAUUUAUUCUGCAAAGGAGAGAAAUGACUUUCUCUCAUGUAGAUGCUUUGGAUGUUAUAGGAAGGGAGAAUGAUAGGGAAGAAAUUAUUAAGCUUUUAAUGCAACCUCAUCCUCAGGGUGAUGGUGAUGGUGAUAAGAGUUUGUGUGUCAUUCCCAUUGUGGGAAUUGGAGGAUUGGGGAAGACCACUCUUGCUAAGUUGGUAUUCAAUGAUAAGAGAAUGGAUGAUCUUUUUCAAUUGAAGAUGUGGGUGUGUGUCUCUAAUGAUUUCGACGUUAGGAAAAUAAUUAUUCAAAUCAUCAACUCUGCUUCAGAAUCCAUUCCAUCGGCUCCUCUUGCUUACCAAGAGAACAUUAACAACUUAGAUAUUGAGCAGUUACAGUGUCGUCUUCGAAAUAAGCUUUCUAAGCAAAAGUUUUUGCUUGUACUAGACGAUAUAUGGAAUGACGAUCGUGCAAAAUGGAUUAUAUUAAAAGACUUGUUAAAAGGUGGGGCAAUAGGAAGCAAAAUCAUAGUGACAACACGCAGUAACUCAAUUGCUUCAAUGAUGGGUACUUUCCACUCCUAUGUUUUACAAGCUCUUUCUCAUGAGAGUUGUUUAUCUUUGUUUGUCAAAUGGGCAUUUAAGGAAGGUGAAGAAGAUAAAUAUCCAAAUCUAAUGGAGUUCGGAAAACAAAUUGUGAUAAAAUGUCGAGGGGUCCCACUAGCAGUGAGAACAUUAGGAUGUUCUUUGUACUCGAAAUUUGAUUUAAAUAAGUGGAAAUUUGCAAGAGACUCUGAAAUAUGGAAUUUAAAACAAAAUGAAGAUGACAUUUUACCAGCACUUAAGUUAAGCUAUGAUCAAUUGCCAUCUCAUUUGAGGCAUUGUUUCACAUACUUUUCACUUUAUCCAAAAGGUUUUCUCUUCUCUGGUGUUAAAAUCACUAAUCUCUGGAUGGCACUAGGAUUACUACAAUCACAAGAUGGAAAUCAAAGUCUUGAGAGUAUUGCAAGAGAUUAUAUUGAUGAACUACAUUCAAUGUCAUUUCUUCAAGAUUUUAAGGACUUUGGCCACUUCUACUCUUUCAAAGUACACGAUUUGGUGCAUGAUCUUGCAUUGUAUGUUGCGAAAGACGAGUGUGUAGUAGUUGACUCCCAUACUCGGGAUAUAUCUCAGCAAGUAAGGCAUUUCUCAAUGAUUGAUAAUGGUUCACUUGACAGUGCUUUAUUCCCCAAAUCCAAAAGUGUGAGAACUAUACUAUUUCCCAUCCAAGGAGUGGGCCUUGACAGUGAAUCUUUGUUGGAUGCAUGGAUAUUAAGAUACAAAUAUUUGCGGAUUUUAGAUUUGAGUGAUUCUUCGUUUGAGACUCUACCCAAUUCAAUUGAUAAAUUGAAGCACUUGCGUGUUCUCAAUCUUUCUGAUAACCACGAAAUUAAAAGACUUCCCCUUUCUAUUUGCAAACUGCCAUUUUUGCAAGCUUUGAUACUUAGAGGUUGCGUGAAUCUUGAAACAUUGCCUAAAGGAUUAGGUAAUUUAAUCAGCCUUCGGAAACUGUAUAUAACCACAAAGCAAUCUGUCCUGUCACUAGAUGAAUUUGCAAGCAUGAGCAAUCUUCAAACUUUAUGCUUUGAAGAUUGUGACAAUUUGGAGGCUUUGCUCGGAGAGGUACAACUCGCUUCCCUUGAAGUAUUGACUUUUUAUCGUUGUGGAAGCCUUGUGUCCUUACCUCUCUGUAGUUUCUCUAAACUAGAGGUUUUGCAAGUCACAGAUUGUAAGAGGCUACAGCUCAGACUGCCAGAGAAUCCUCAAAGCAAAACGAAAAGAUGGAGGAUGAAAAGUCUUUGUCUUGAGAAUUUUCCAGAGCUACAUACAUUGCCAGAAUGGAUUGAAAGAGCUGCAGAGACUUUACAGACCUUGAUAAUUAUAAAUAUUCCUAUGCUUUGGAAACUUCCUGAUUGUUUGACAAGAAUGACUUGUCUUAAAGUUCUCUAUAUUACCGACUGUCCUCUUUUGGAUUCUCUUCCAAGUGGCAUGCAACACCUCACUUUCCUUGAAGCUUUGACCAUAGAUGGUUGUCCUAAAUUAUGUCAGAAAUGUCAGCCACAUUAUGGUGAGUAUUGGCCCAUGAUUUCUCACAUUAAACAUGUUUCGAUUGGAGGAGAAGAAGAAAAAGAAGAAGAAGAAAGGGUUCCUCAGGAAGGAGAGAUGAGGAACGAUGAUCUACUACCGUACCUUAGUGAUGAGGUUGAGAAAGAAGAAUGA